This is a messenger RNA of Bipolaris zeicola 26-R-13, 1620 nucleotides long. RefSeq lists its product as uncharacterized. The record is from RefSeq and is a predicted model, not a curated record. Lineage: Eukaryota; Fungi; Ascomycota; Dothideomycetes; Pleosporales; Pleosporaceae. Gene Ontology annotation, biological process: phosphatidylcholine biosynthetic process. The transcript has 2 exons. Bases 1 to 1620 code for a protein of 539 amino acids.
AUGGCUCCAGUCUCUCCUCCUCGCUCCCUCAAACGACUCCUCCACCGCCGAACCCCUUCGAAUCUCGAGAUUGUCCCGGAAGAAGUGCCUGCCAUGUCAGCUCCAGACGAUGACGCUGGCCCUGUGCCCCCCAAGUCCCACUCAGAGCCCCAGCUAGGAGUCUCUGCCCUCUCAGCACGUCCACUGCCUGGCGACUCUACUCACGCAGGUGCUGCUUUCCUCGACGACACUGCGCCCUCAUCCGUAAACCAGCCAACUUCUAGCCCCGGCCUCUCCCGCACUGCAUCCUUCUCCAAUAGCUCCUACCAUGACGAGUCCGACCCUGAAGAUGCCUCCUUCUUCCCGCCUGUCGAGAAGCUCACCAUGUUUGACUUUGUCGAGAACCUUGCUCUCGCCCAGCGCAUUGAGAAGAUACAGAGCUCCAUCUCCAACCAGACGGAGCGCAUCAGGAACCAGGCAAAGAACAGGGGCAUAACCAGAGAUCGCGUUGUCGAGGAGUGGCGACGCAGAGUGCCAACUGAAGCCGAGCAACUCGACAAAUACAAGAAGCGCAUGCGCCGCUCGGUCGACCGUCUGAACCAGCGCUGGAACGAGUCUCUCACAGUGACUGCGCGCGAAAAGACAUCCUUCAUCGCCGCUGUCUUGAACAUCUUUGUCUCGGGAUACUUGGUCGGAUCCCAUCCAGAGUGGUUCCCUCACUGGUACACGGCCCAGCUGCUCUACUUUAUGCCCAUCCGCUUCUUCACGUAUCACAAGAAGGGCUACCACUACUUCUUGGCUGAUCUGUGCUACUUUGUCAACAUCCUCUUGGUCCUGACCAUGUGGGUUUUCCCUCAGUCUAAACGACUCUUCAUUUCGACGUACUGUCUUUGCAUGGGAAACAACGCCGUAGCCAUCAUCAUGUGGCGUAACUCGCUCGUCUUUCACAGCAUGGAUAAGGUUGUCAGUCUUUUCAUUCACAUCAUGCCAUGCGUCACCCUACACUGCAUCGUCCACCUGCUCUCGCCAGAAUAUCAACAAGGACAUUAUCCCGCCAUCUACAACAUUCGCCAUUCGGACCCAACCUCGCCCCACCACUAUGGUCUCUUCCAGAUGAUGCUCUGGGCCACUUGUCCGUAUGCGGUUUGGCAGCUAUCCUACCACUUCCUCAUCACGGUGCGCCGUCGCGAUCAGAUUGCAGCAGGUCGACCAACCAGCUUCACGUGGCUACGAAAGUCGUACGCCAAGACCUGGAUUGGCAAGAUUGUCCUUGCACUGCCCGAGUUCCUUCAAGAGCCCGCUUUCAUGUUCAUCCAAUACAGCUAUGCUGUCCUCACCAUGAUUCCCUGCCAAGUGUGGUUCUGGUACCGCUGGCCUAGUGGUCUCUUUCUGAGCAUCGUCUUCGUCUGGAGCGUCUACAACGGGGCUACCUACUACAUUGACGUGUUUGGAAACCGCUUCCAGAAGGAGCUUGAACAGCUCAAGAAAGACAUGGCAAAGUGGCAGUCUUCGCCCGAGGGAGGCUUCACGCCUUAUACACCUGCAGGUGAUAAUGCAGAGAAGCAGCUAGGUUACAUUCCUCCACUCGAAGGCAGCACCAGCGUGAAGCCGGUUGAUGGAGAGACGCGGGAGAGGAAGUAG